ACUUUAUCUACCCGCAGACAUAAGGAAUCAGUCGCAUUUAGUUAGUAUGGGGCCGCUGGGACUGGCGGGUAUCUGAUUAACCCUGGGAUAUACAGUAGAUUGAUACAGUGUGGGUGAGGGGAGCUGGGAGAUAUCUGUGCGGUACAUAGAUAUGUAGGGAAUUGUCUCCCAUCCCUUACUGAGCAGCUCUCACUCCCACCUCCCAAGCCCCCGGGACCAUUGGUUUGUAGCCGGAGCAGGGAACUCUGGGAACUUCCGCACAGGAGCCAAUGGGAAUGUGGGAGGAAGCGAGUGACCCAGUGAUGGGGAAGAAGGAUAAAAAUGAGGAGCGGAAGGAGAGAAUCCUGAAUCUCACACUGGAGAUUAUCUAUCUGCUGACUGGAGAGGGCUACGUCAUCCCUAAGAAGAAGAGCCCAACUGUGGGUUUGGGGGCCCUGCAUGCCCCUGGCUCCGUCAUACAGAAGGAAAAUGACAAGAAGAUCCUGGAACUCAUCUCCAACAUCAUCCAGCUGCUGACUGGAGAGGUUGCCAUAAGGUGUGAGGAUGUUUCCAUCUAUUUUUCCUUGGAGGAGUGGGAGUAUAUAAAAGGAAACAAGGCCCUUCUCAGAAUAAUGAUGAAGGAGGAGGAGGAGCCCCAGCAAGUCCGUCCACCAGACGGUGAAUAUGAAGAUAAGAGAGAGAUUCCAGCUGAUCUGGGAGGAACAUUAUGUUAUAAUAAUGAGCCAAGCAAGAUUGGGGCUGAAGGAGCAGAUUUUUGUGCCGACGGAAAUCUCACAAACCCUGAAAUUUCUCCAGCGAAGCCCCCACCAGCCAAUGGGAUUAAAGAGGAGGCGGCUUCAUGGGAAGAAGGAAACCAAUCAGAUUGCAGCAUUAAUUCAUUUACGGAACAGAUACAGGAAAUAGAUACUCCUGCUCCCAACAUGGACUGCAGUGGCAAUUACAGUUCAUUUGCUGUUUUAACAGACACUAUCAGAGAGGAGCCAAGUUUAUGUAUAGAGGGAAACCAUUCAGAUGGCACAAUUAAUAAACAUAGAGAACAGAUACAGGGAACAGACACACCUACUCCUAUCAUGGGGUGCAGCCUGAAUAACAGCUCGGCAGAGGAUUAUAUAUCGGUAGUUAUUAAAGAGGAAGAAUCUUCAUGGGAAGGAGGAAACCAAUCAGAUUGCAGCAUUAACCCCCUUACAGAACAGAUACAGGGAACAGACACACCUACUCCCAACACAGAGACGUAUAACUGUUCUGAGUGCAAUAAACGUUGUAAAACUAAGGUCGGUUUUCUCAAGCACCAGAAAACUCACACAGGGGUAAAACCAUUUGUCUGUUCUGUGUGUGAGAAACGUUUUAAGUAUCAGUCAAAACUUAUUUUACAUCAGAGGAGUCACACAGGGGAGAAACCGUUCUCUUGUUCUGAAUGUGGGAAAAGGUUUACCCGGCAUGUACAUCUUAUUGAGCAUUACAGAACCCACACAGGAGAGAAACCCUAUUCCUGUUCUGACUGUGGAAAACGUUUUUCGCACAGUUCAGACUUCAACAGACACUGCAGAAUUCACAGACUAGAGAAAUUAUGUAUUUGCUCCCAAUGUAACAAACAGUUCUCGUCUCACUCAGAGCUUAUUGUGCAUCAAAGUAGUCACGUGGGAAAGAGACCAUAUUCUUGUUCUGAAUGUGGGAAAUGUUUUAAACUUCCCUCAAGACUUACUGUGCAUCAGAGAAGCCAUACCGGAGAGAGACCUUAUUCAUGUCCCGAAUGUGGGAAGUGCUUUAAAGAUAGCUGGACUCUCCGUGCCCAUCGAAGAAUUCACACAGGGGUGAAACCAUUCACUUGUUCUCAAUGUGAGAAAUGUUUUACUUGUCGCCCAGAUCUUAACAGACACCUGAAAUCUCAUAAGGGAGAAAAACCAUUUUCUUGUUCCCAAUGUGGGAAAUGUUUCCCUUAUCGCUCACAUCUUGACAGACACCUGAAAUCUCACGAAGGAGAAAAACCAUUUGCUUGUUCUCAAUGUGGGAAACAUUUCAUGUCUACCUCACAGCUUAAUGUACAUCUCAAGGUUCACUCAGUAGAGAGACCGUACUCUUGUUCCGAGUGUGGGAAAUGUUUUAAGUAUUCCUCAUACCUUACUGUACACAAAAGAAUUCACACAGGGGAGAAACCGUUCACUUGUGCUGAAUGUGGCAAAUGUUUUAUUGAUCGGGCUUGCCUUAAUUCUCAUAAAAAAAUUCACACAGGGAAGAAACCAUUCACUUGCACUGAAUGUGGGAAAUGUUUCUCUGAGGGCGGAGGCCUUAGAUACCAUAUAAAAAUUCACACAGGGGAGAAACCAUUCAGUUGUAGUGAAUGUGGGAAAUGUUUCCGUGAUCGCACAAGCCUUAAAUUCCAUACAAGAAUUCACACAGGGGAGAAACCAUUUGCUUGCAAUGAAUGUGGGAAAUGUUUUAUGUAUCGUUAUCAGCUCACUGCACAUUCCCAGUUACACACAGGGGAGGAACCAUUGCCUGACAGUAACUGUACUGAUACCAAGUGAGUAACAUAUGAUUAUGAUGCUAUCAGAUUCCUUUUGGUUAAUGUAUUCUUAAUCUUCAAUAAAUAUUUAAUCUUCAGAGGUAAAACUACACUGAAUAUUUUGUAUAAAAAAUAGUGUCAGUUACAGAAAACAUUAGCCACUGCGUGAAGAGAAUUCCCCACCCAACUGCAUUUUGUAUAGUUUUACACUGCUGAUACCACUUCAGGUUCCUGCUACAAUCUCUAUCAAUAGCGAAACAUCUUCUCUUCUUUACUCUCCUCCGUGUCCUCUAAACUGCAGCCAUUAUUUGCCACAUUUAACUCCCUACUGUGACACAGUUGACCAUCCAGUCCUCCCACACAUUCUGUACUCAAACUGCUCUUUGGUUUAAAUCUUAUCUUCCUGUUUCUUAAAAGUUGCCUUUUCUAAUUCUAGCU
Molecule: messenger RNA, 2941 nt
Organism: Xenopus tropicalis (tropical clawed frog)
Lineage: Eukaryota; Metazoa; Chordata; Amphibia; Anura; Pipidae
Product: gastrula zinc finger protein XlCGF53.1-like
Exons: 6
Coding region: 270-2525 (751 amino acids)
Biological process (GO): positive regulation of transcription by RNA polymerase II
Cellular component (GO): nucleus
Source: RefSeq, a predicted model, not a curated record